AAUCCUUUCAAUACAAUGAGACCAUUUUGACAGAUGAGGUGUCGUUCUGAUGAGUCUAUCCCAUGGUAGGAUGCUUCUUUGACCAUGUACAGAUUCUAUACCCGCGAGUUUCUUCCUCUGAUGGAUACUCUCACCAAGACAGGCAUCAAAUUAUGCCAUCACAGCACUAUAUACAAUGCGGGCAGACAACGCUGCGCAGUGCGCGUCGUGUGGGUUUAUGUUUACUGCUCAGCGCCCUUGGCUGGCCGAAUACCAUGCAAUAUCUAUAGCCCCUAGCGGUGCUCGAAUAUCUGAUACCCCCGUCAGACAUAGACACAAAAAGCCUCGAAAGAAUGCGCCAAACACCACACACCUUAUCCAUACCAACUGCUGGCGUCGCCUGGUCAGCCAUUUCAGCCCUGAUCAACUUUCGCUUGACCGGCUGUAUGAAGUCCUGAAAGACCUCCCGUACUUUGCCAGUAAUCCAGGGGAAGCAGAGACCCAUCUCAGCUAUAUAGACCCUCAUCGGCUGCCAGACCUUAAACUAGAAACAGAAAACGCGCUACCCACACCGAGCCCAGAAGUGCAAGAUUCAAUGAGUCGAGCAUCUGCCGAUGACCGCUUUGCGCAACUCCCUGUGGAAAUGCGCCUGGAGAUUGCCACCCACCUCUCGACGAGUGACUAUCUGACCCUCCGCUAUUGCUCGCGCGCCAUGGCUGCGGUCUUUGACAUCGAGGCCUUCUGGCGCACUCGAUUCCUGGUCCAUGAGGAGCGUGGCUUCGUCAGCUAUCUGUUUGAUGACUAUCCUGCCGAACACCGCUGGCGAUUACUCUACCACCAUACGAACCUAAACAAGUAUAUCGACUAUAUCAACCAUCUAAAUCAUGUAAACCCAGUCUACUGUGAGAACUGCGUCAAUAAUGUGUACUGCGUGGGCCAUACAGACCGUGUGAACCAACCGAGCCACUGCUUCCAAGCCAUGCGACGGCAUUGGAGAAUCAACACCAAUAUUUACGACAGAUACUAUAUGACGCAGCAGACAUCGACUGUUGGUCUGGAGAUGGCCAGGAAAAAAGGCCCCCUACGAUGGAAGAAAGUGUUUGAUGAUAAGUACAUAUGCGAAAGACAGAAAGUAUAUGGUAAUAAUCGCAAGGCCUGUCAUCGCUGCCUGGAGAAGCAUAUUUACUUCAAAGAGAAAGCUUCCUUCUCCAGCUCUGUGGUCCAAAUUACCUUCUUUGUUCUGUUUGAGGGGGAGGAUACAUAUAUUGCCGGGCUGAAGCUGAUCCACGAAGACAGUACAGGAGCCCCCAACAUCCAGUUAGGCUAUCGAAUACCCGGUAAGCAAGUGACGAUCAAUCUUUCACCGCAGCAGAAACUGCGAGGAUUCAUACUGAAUACCAGUGCACAUGGGGUCCACGCUAUUCGCUCUGUCACUACCGCAGGGGAGUUGGAUUGGAUAGGCCAGCCCGUGGGAAUCGUGGGAAAGGAGAUGGGAAUCGUGGGAUUGGAAAUGGGCAAGAAGGCUCUGACCACCAAUCGGCCCAUCAGAGCCCUUUUGGGGACUUUCGAUCAUUGCAGGAUGACAGGUUUCGAAAUCGGCAUUGCUCGCAAUGGCGUCCGACAAAGAGGCGGAGAAUAGCUAUUGAAUCCUGCUAGACCUUUCAGUGGCUCUGGUCCUGGGAGGAAGGGUGCUCCUUUGGUGCUUCCCUCUAUACCCAAGUCUGCGUUCCUAUGACAACAAAGUUGAAAGAUGUUCAUUAGAACCAUCGGUCUUCACCUUAGUAUUUCCAUACUCUCAGAGCACUUUAGCUUUCUGAACUCUUCUGAAAAUUGCACUAAAGAUACUCU
Molecule: messenger RNA, 1827 nt
Organism: Penicilliopsis zonata CBS 506.65
Lineage: Eukaryota; Fungi; Ascomycota; Eurotiomycetes; Eurotiales; Aspergillaceae
Exons: 5
Coding region: 176-1618 (480 amino acids)
Molecular function (GO): protein binding
Source: RefSeq, a predicted model, not a curated record